Messenger RNA from Amoebophrya sp. A25, 425 nucleotides. Lineage: Eukaryota; Dinophyceae; Syndiniales; Amoebophryaceae. The record is from the annotation of a GenBank genome assembly.
CGCGAAACUCAUGCUCUUCAUCUUCUGAAUCUGCGUAAAUAUCUCUGAUGUCUAGACUUGCAACUGUUCAAACCAAGCAGAAAGCUACUUGCAAAUUUGCAAGUUGUACCAAUUUCGCGCAACUUUCAUAAAUAGGACAUGGGUUUCUAUCUCGUUGCGUGCCUGUUGCUGACCUGUAUGCCUCUAAUCACUUUCAGACUCUUUGCACGAAGAUCGCCUCUGGAGAUUUGACCUCAGUGCUGCUAGCACAAUCUUCAGAAAUCAAACAUAACGUCUUUCAUGCAAGUGGCCCACUUGUCAAAGAUGCAACUCAUUUCCCCUGUGCUCGACCAAACCAAUCGCAAGACCAAUGCCAUGAAGAACAGUCCUGGACACCUAUCCAAAUUCAACAACUUAGACUAGACUGCAGCCGAUAAGCUAUGUGA